Heterobasidion irregulare TC 32-1 is the source of this 2178-nucleotide messenger RNA. RefSeq lists its product as uncharacterized. Gene Ontology annotation, molecular function: phosphatidylinositol-4,5-bisphosphate 5-phosphatase activity. The transcript is spliced from 18 exons. The record is from RefSeq and is a predicted model, not a curated record. Gene Ontology annotation, biological process: signal transduction; phosphatidylinositol dephosphorylation. Bases 1 to 2178 code for a protein of 725 amino acids. Lineage: Eukaryota; Fungi; Basidiomycota; Agaricomycetes; Russulales; Bondarzewiaceae.
AUGUUCUUGCAAAUCGGAAUAUCUCAUGUGGAUGUCGUAGAAUCCAACGGCAAAUCUAAUGCACCCCAGUCAACCACAAAUCCUCUCCAAUCAGCAGAUAAUUUUCCAGACCCAGAUUUAUUCGUCUUCGCAUUCCAGGAACUCGACUUGUCUACAGAGGCUUUGCUCUACUCUACGAAGACGGCCCGCGAGGAGGCAUGGACGAUGGCUUUGACUGCGGCUCUCGGAGAGAAAGGAGAGCUGUAUGAAAAGCUGGCCUCCAAGCAGCUAGUUGGCAUGCUCAUCAUCAUCCUUGUCAAGAAGAAUCUUCCUGGUCACUUCUCGGAUAUCAAGUCUAGCAUCGUUGGAGCUGGCAUCAUGGGCCUCAUGGGUAACAAGGGCGCAGUAUCCGUCCGCCUGACUUAUCACCCUCCACCGACCGUGGACUCGCCCUCUCCUCUACCCACAGCUCUAACGUUUGUCAAUUCUCAUCUAGCAGCAUUUGAAGAAAUGCUGGACAGGCGGAAUGCAGACUUUCACGACCUCUCGCGCCGCCUAAGCUUCCCAUUAACCCCACAGUACGUCUCUCCUACGCAGAAUGGAGUCGGCGCGCUCAGCGUGUAUCAUUCUGACGUUCUGAUUUGGAUGGUGAGCGCACUUCGAUCUCUUUCUCACCUCAAUUAUCGAAUCAAUCUUCCUGAUGAGGAUGUCAGAACAACACUUGUCUCUGAACCCAGUGCAAUUUCUACCAUGGCAUCGUUUGACCAGCUCAGCCAGUCGAUGCGUACAAAGAAAGCCUUUAAUGGCUUUACCGAACAUCCCAUCCAUUUCGCUCCAACAUACCGAUUUAACGCUAGCUUGAUGACUGACGGCCUCGGAUACGAUAUGAAACGCAAGCCAGCAUGGACGGACCGUAUCCUUUACAUGUCCUCUUCGUUCACCACUGUCGAACAAACUUCGUAUACCAGCCAUCCGCAGAUCACGAUGAGCGAUCACAAGCCCGUUUCCGCGGAUUUUGAAGUCGAGAUGCCCUUUGUCGAUUGUCUGGAGUUAGACUCCACCGCCAACGAACUGUUUACAUCCGUUGCAAAUCUUGAUCUCGAAGACCUCUCUGAAGUUCCGUCAAUGAAGCUAGCUGAUUCCUCAGUCGACUUCGGCACCGUUUCCUACGAUCGUGCGGUUACUCGGACACUGAGUCUUCAAAACACAAGCAAGAUCCCGAGCGCAUUCCGGUUUUACUCCCGGGAGCCUUCCCGGCCGACGCAUCCCGGUUGGCUUCGAAUUGAGCCAAUGACAGGCUUCCUUCUCCCGUCCGAACAAAUUGAAAUCACGUUCACAGUGCAUGUCACCCGCACAACCGCGUUCCAGCUUAACAUCCGCGCAGAACACCUGCAGAGCAUCUCAAUCUUGCACACGCUACUCGGGAAGGACCACUUCGUUUCGUUACACGGACAGUAUGAGCCAACUUGUUUUGCCACCGCACUAUCCAUGCUCACACGCCUUCCGGGACCGAUCCGUACACUUCAGAGUCCUGCAGAUCUUCUUCCGGCCUCGCAGGUACUCAGCGCCCCUCGCGAGAUCAUGCGGCUCGUGAAUUGGCUAAUGAGUCACGAUAUCGAGACAAUAAAUGAGGUCUUUCUGGUUCCAGGGGAUCAGGACCUCAUGGCUUCUAUACGCGAAUGCCUUGACACUAAUGCCGAGUUCCCUGAAAGACCAGCUGGAAGUGAGACGAAGGACAGCACAUCUCUGCCCACCGAACUCGCACAUGCUGUUGCCAACACCUUACUCGCCCUCCUUGAGUCUCUCCCUGAACCUGUUAUUCCACCGGCGUUGCAUCCACGCUGCACGGCGGCGACAAACCGGGAUGAAGCAUUCGAGAUUCUCGACGUGCUCCCCGCGGUGUCCGUUAACGUGUGGAUAUCCGUCACCGCGCUGCUACACUUCCUUUCUGCCCACGAACCUCCGCCACCCAACCUUGAUAACGCCUUAUCCAAGUCAUCGACAGCGCCUUCCGUUCCCGUUAUGCCUUCUGAUCCUUUCGCUGCCGACCUUCGCCCGUCCCGUGCUGCACGCCUCGCGUCCGCAUUUGCUCCUGCCCUCUUGCGCUCCCCCUCUUCGGACUCCCAUCUGACACAGACCGCAGACCCGGUGUCGCCACUCGCUAAACAGCGUUUCCUAAUGUAUUUUAUCGCCCCGUGA